GCAUGUGUGUGUCGGAGGCUCAUUAAUAAUUUAUGAGGUGGGAGGGGUGAAGGAGAGGGGGCGGUGACAGAUGGAGAAUCAGUGUGUGUGUGAGAGAGAGAGAGUGUACAGACUGAGAAACAGCGAGUGCAAAGACAGAGAGAGAAAGGGAUAGAGAGAGUGAGGAAGAAGAAAAUAGAUUGAAUGAAAGAGAUGGACAGAGUGUAGUGUUUUCCUCCAUUUUUACAGUUGUUACAUCUGUUGUCUUUGCGUCUCUGGUGGAUUUGACUGACCGAUGCUCAGUCUUUGUGUUUGCUGUUUUCUCUUUGGUUUCUUGGAUGCUGAAGGAUUGAUGGGAAUGGGGAUACAACACAGUCACCUAGCAAUGCUGUACACCUGGACGCAAGAGCUGCACUGACAGAGGUCUGCUAAGUGGUCACAACAGAGAGGGUGGACAGACAGACGAUAAGUGUCCACAUCAGUGAACGUACUUGGUGCGGCUGUCAGGAGAACCAUCUAGUCAAUCAGGAGAGGUGAGGGGCGAGGCCAGCCAAUUGGAGGGGGAGAGAUGUUGGGGCAGGGUGGGCAUGUGGCCCUGGCUCUCAUGUCAUUACUGCUGCUACUGUGGCGCGAAGCAGCACCCAUCGAAGUCCCACAAGAUCCAAAGAUCCUGCAAGACCUGAAGCAACCCCCCACUAUAGUCAAACAGUCAGUGAAGGACUACAUUGUCGACCCCCGAGAUAACAUCAUCAUCGAGUGUGAGGCCAAGGGCAACCCAGUGCCAACGUUCUCAUGGCGAAGGAACGGGAAGUUUUUCAACAUCGGGAAAGAUCCCAGGGUGACGAUGCGAAAACGCUCGGGAACUCUGGAGAUCGGUUUCCGAAGCGGAGGACGACCAGAGGACUACGAAGGAGAGUACCAGUGUUUUGCCAGCAAUGACUUUGGAGUGGCUCUGUCCAACAAAAUCCUGCUCCGGGUCUCCAAGGCUCCUUUAUGGCCUAAAGAGGUGCUGGAGCCAGUGGUGGUCACUGAAGGCUCCCCGCUGGUUCUACCCUGCAACCCCCCACCAGGCCUGCCUCCUCCGUUCACCUUCUGGAUGAACAGCGCUAUGACUCCGAUCCCUCAGGAUAAGAGAGUGUCCAUGGGUUUGAACGGGGACCUGUACUUCUCCAACGUUUUGGCCAAAGACGCGCACACUGACUACAGCUGCAAUGCUCGCUUCCUCUUCACACACACCAUUCAGCAGAAGAACCCCUUCACCCUCAAAGUUCUGACCAGCCGUAAAGUAGCCGAGUCCACGCCAACCUUCCUCUCACCUUCAGGGAGUGAGAGCUCCAAAAUGGUGCUACGAGACGAGCAACUGCUGCUGGAGUGUAUCGCUGCUGGACUUCCAACGCCCACCAUCAAGUGGUUUAAGAAGGGUGGGGACCUGCCAGGACGGAAAGUGAAGUUUGAGAACUACAACAAGACCCUGAAGAUUAUCAACGUGUCAGAAGAGGAUGCUGGGGAAUAUGUAUGCAUGGCCAACAAUCAUUUAGGCAGCAUACGUCACUCCAUCUUUGUUCAGGUCAAAGCGGCUCCUUAUUGGCUGGACAAACCUACAAACCUGGUGCUAGCCCCAGAUGAGAAUGGGCGCCUGGUGUGUCGGGCCAAUGGCAACCCUAAACCUAACAUCCAGUGGCUGAUCAAUGGACAGCCUAUAGACAGCUCUCCCCCCAACCUGAGCAGACAGGUGCUGGGUGACACAAUCAUCUUUCGCUCGGUGCAGAUGGGAAGCAGCGCCGUCUACCAGUGCAACGCCUCCAACCAGCACGGCUAUCUGCUGGCCAAUGCCUUCGUCAGCGUCCUCGACAUGACUCCGAGGAUGCUGGGCCCUAAAAACCAGCUGAUUAAAGUCAUCGAGAACAACCGCACCUUCCUGGACUGUCCCUUCUUCGGUUCCCCUCUGCCAGAGUUACGCUGGUUUAAGAACGGACAGGGCAGUGGGCUGGACGGCGGUCAGUACCGGGUUUACAUCAACGGCACCCUAGAGAUCAAACGGGCCCGAGCAGAGGACGAGGGCACCUACACCUGUGUGGCCAACAGCAUCCUGGGUACAGCAGAGAACCAGGUCCGCCUGGAGGUCAAAGAACCGACUGGUAUAGUUCGAGCCCCGGAGCACCAGUCAGCCAUCAGGGGCUCCACGGCUCGCUUUGACUGUAAGGUGAAGUCUGAUCCCAGCCUACCCAUCACUGUGACCUGGACAAAGGAUGACAAGCCUCUCCACCUGGGAUGGAGGCUGAGGAAAGACGAGGAGUCGCUGACCAUCCCCAAUGUGAAUGAGGGCGAUGAGGGAACAUACACCUGCACUGUUAAAUCUGAGAUAGACCAGGACUCAGCCUCAGCCCGCCUCACUGUGUUAGAGGAAGCCUCCCUCAACCCCUCAGUCUCUAGUGCCUUGCCUCCAGACCGUCCAGACCCUCCCAUGGAUCUGGAUCUGUCGGACCCAGCAGCCCGCAGCGUUCGCCUCACCUGGAUCCCCGGAAACGACCACAGGAGCCCAAUCACACAGUUCUUGGUCCAGUUUGAGGAGGACCGCUGGGAGCCGGGCAAGUGGCAGGACCUGUCCACGUACCCCGGAGACCUCAACUCAGUCAUCCUGCAGCUCGCCCCCUUUGUCAACUACCAGUUCAGGGUCAUCGCCAUAAACAAAGUGGGCCAGAGUCAGCCCAGCGGCCCCUCGCCACGAUACAAGACCAGCGGAGCUGCCCCAGAUGCCAUUCCCAGAGGUCUACGAGGAUGGGGCUCCAAGAAGGACAAUAUGGAGAUCACCUGGGAGCCUCUGCUUGACCUGGAGAGAAAUGGCCUAAACCUGCACUACAAUGUGUGGUGGAGACGGAAGGAUUUGGGAGAGGAGUGGAGUAAUGUGACCACAGUGCGGUCCAAACAUGUUGUCCACAACACAGAAACCUACAUGCCUUAUGAGAUCAAAAUCCAGGCCAGGAAUGAGUUUGGACCAGGACCUGAGUCUAACGUGGUCAUUGGAUACUCUGGAGAGGACAAGCCCACCGACGCUCCCACUGACCUGCGGGUGUCAAAGGUCGACAGCACCAAGGCGAACAUUCACUGGAAGCCUGUAGACCCAGACUCUGUGCAGGGAGAGUUCAAGGAGUACAGACUGUGCUACUGGCGCGAGUCCAGUCUGGUUCCAGGUCUGGUGGUCAGUAAGGAGAAGAAGACCAAAGGUUUCUACAGCACCAUGGCCGAGCCGUCUGGCAUUCUCAGCGACCUGGUGCCCUACUCUAAAUACAAGAUGUUCAUGGUUGUGGCCAACAACCGCUUUGAGAGUCCACCCAGCAACACGGUGGAAUUCACCACCAAGGAGGGAGUGCCAGAUGCUCCGAGGUUCUUCAGGAUUAACCGGAGAAGUUUCGACACCGUCCACCUCGAAUGGGACAAACCUCUGGAGCCCAAUGGCAUUCUGAUUGGAUACCAGCUCAAGUACCAAACAGUCAAUGGCUCCAGGUUGGGUCGUCCCCAGUUGGAGACUUUACUUCCUAAUGUGACAGAGUUCACCCUCCGCCUGCCUGACCGAUCUACCCGCUACAAGUUCUACCUGUCAGCACUCACCCAGGUGGGAGCAGGGGAGGUCUAUGCUGAGGAGUCCCCACACUUCGCCAAUGAAGAAAACUUUACUGAUGCUACAGGUCUAGUCGAGCUUACCGACGCCUCCGUGGCUUCAGCUUUUACUCCUACUCCUCCUCCUCUUGCUCCUCUUCCUCCUACUACCAUCGCUCCUACAACCAUUAGUACCUCAACUUCUACCACUCCUACAGCUACAACCUCUACUACUACUACUACUACUACUACUACUACUCCUUCUACCACCACCACUACAACUGAGGCGACCACUACCAUCACACCUCCUGUGCUGGUCACCACCAAGCAUACUGAUCAGAACGUGUUGGUGGCCCCUGGGCGGGAGAUCUCGAAUCUGACGGUGGAGCCUAACAGUAACUACGCUAACGUCAGCUGGAGACACAACUUCCCGGCCGGCAGCAGCGAGUUUGUGCUAGAGUUCACACUGGACAGCAACAAGACGGUGAAAGUUGUACCGGUGAAACAACAGCCCCCCAUUACAGUGGCGGAUCUGAUCGCAGGCGCCAAGUACCAUCUGAGGGUUUACUCCCAUGAGCUCAACAGCGUCAGCAGCAAAUCUGUCACCUUUAAGACCAAAGCAGCCUACAUAGACCAGGUAGACAUAGCCACUCAAGGCUGGUUCAUUGGCUUGAUGUGUGCCAUCGCCCUCAUUAUACUGAUCCUCCUCAUCGUCUGCUUCAUCAAGAGGAGUCGCGGGGGCAAAUACCCAGUCCGUGACAAAAAAGAUCUCCCCUUGGACCAAGUAGAUCAGAAAGACCAGGAGGGAUCCUUUGAUUACCAAAAUGGGUCAUCUGUCCCUGACAGGAACGAAAACGAGAACAGCAGCGAUGAGGACAACAAGCCUCUGCAGGGCAGCCAGACAUCGCUGGACGGCAAUGUGAAGGAAAGCGACGACAGCCUGGUGGACUACGGCGAGGGUGGCGAUGGCCAGUUCAACGAGGAUGGCUCUUUCAUCGGCCAGUACACUGUGAAGAAGGACAAGGAUGAGACGGAGGGCAAUGAGAGCUCUGAGGCCACCUCGCCCGUAAAUGCCAUCUACUCGCUGGCAUAGCGCCAUAGCAGCACAUGGGGGACUCAGUGGCACCCUCUGAUUUGAGGGCCAAACCACGACACCAUACACCAGACACAAACACACACACACGAAUAUAUUAAUAUAUGAAACACAUUAAAUACAGUCUGGAGACUGUGUAGGCUUUCCUCUGCAGUUAAGUAACGGGAAAACAGAAGUGGAAUUAGACCACAAGCCUUUGUUUUAUGUUUCCAGCUCUAAGAAAUUGGCCCCUUGGAGAUGAAGUUUGGACAAAGUGGACAGUGCUCGUUUUCCUCUGCGCUCUGCCUACCCACACAGACUUGAAGUGUGCCUUCAGGGCAGCUUUCAGCACUAGGAGAAAUCAAUAAGUGUUCUAUAGAGAUUUUUCUUUGGUUAAUUUCUGCUCCGAACAUUUUCAGUGUCUGUGCUCUCCUUCCUGAUAUGCCCGUCAUACCUCUGUGUAGCAUCCCAGUAAAGUACACACAAGAGGUCCCUUACACACACACUGGCCCCGUCCUGUAACAUAUCAGCUUCUAACCAUCAAACUCAACAGGAUGCCGGCAGAUAUGUUUAUCAUAUUGAUAUUUACGCAAUGAAAGAUUUUAGUUUUUCCACAGCUGGUAGACGAGUCAUUGAAUCUUAAUGAGUGCUGUAUAUAGUCCUGGCACACAUUUUAGUGCCCUGCAAAACUAUGCACUGUCACCUCAUUCAUACCAUUUUGGGUUUAAUCUGGUUAGUAAAAGUACACAUUUUGGGUUUCUUUUUUACCACUUGCAGGAAUCAAAAAUCUCAUGCUUUUAUUCACUUUGCCUUGUAUGAUGUGGUAGAUAUGUUUUUCUUAUCUCUAAUCCAAUGUUGUAGUGCAGAUGUUCAAAAUGGCCGCCACAAAAAAAGCUUUUUCUGCCACAAGCAGCGAGCUCUGCUACAGUAUGUUGUGAAUGAAUCCCAAUUUUUAAAAGAUGAUGAAUAUUAUUUUGGAGCAUGGUAGUAACUUAGUGCAAGAGAAAUGGGAAGGCAAUAGAGAGGAAAGUUAGUUUUGCCUGAGAAACACCAUUAGACCACAACUCAAUUAAUUCCCUAGUUAGCAUGCAGGCUAAUGCUGCAUUCAUGUCAAAUGGGAACAACUGUUGGUUAACAAUUAAAAUGCCGACAGUUGUGCCUCUUUGGAGCUGUAAAGCUAUGUUACACACAUGAAUAAGUGAGCACUACUUUUGAAAGUAUGUUUUAUACCAAACCAAACAUUGCAACGUCAAUCCAACAUGGUGAUCACAUAAUCUCUUACUGUGACAAGAAAAUGGGUUUUAAAAAAAUGUAUAUAUCUACAACUUACCUACUUUUAUUUUUUCAAUUGUGACACCAGAAUUCUGGAAGUUUGGGGUCCCAACCCCAAAGUUCCCAAUUAGGUUUCAGCUCCUGUAAGCUGAGAUGUAUAAAGUUUUCAAGUUGGAAGCUAAUGUCUACGUUCUCUCCUGUGGGACAUGAAUGCAGCAUGAGAGGGGGGGAUCCGUAAGGUGUGUUCAGACAAAUUUUUUGCCUUGCAUUAUUCGCACAAAUUUCACCACUGGAUUGUUUUUGCAGUCUGUGUUUAUUCGCCUUAAACAACCAAUGUACAGAUGUUAGCUGUCAGCUAGCUAGUAACAUAUGUACCAACCUCCAGUUCUUUCUGUUACUUUCCUCCAGAACUCUCUCCUUUGUUUCUUGUCUCCGUAUGUUCAUGAAUUGGAGUCAUGAAGACUUGGAAUAAGCGUAAAUGUUUUGCUCAAGUUGAAUCAUUUUCAACUUACAUGGAUACGUCUUUGGCUCAAUUCAUGUGUGUCCUCUCAUGUCCUUUGCAUUGACUUUAUAUGCAAUCGCACAGCCUCUAAAAGUCUCUUCGUGUUUAGUCUGAACCCACCUUUUCAGAGGGAUCUACACCUUUCCUUCCCUCUAGUUUUAGUAAACUCAAUGAAUUUGUUAAUCAUUACUGAUGAUAAAAGACAGCGUUACUUGAAUACUUGAAUUAAAUUACAAGAUUUACAGCAUGAAAAUAUAGACAUUAAAUUCACAGCCACCUUUGAAAUGAAAUGUAUCAGCUUACUUUUUAGUUUUUGCAGAGGAAGAAAGAAAAAAAUUGAGUAACAAUGUAACAAGUACAUAUGCUCAGUAUUUCACUUGUCCUACAACCAUAUUUGUCAUGUAGUCAUUCUGUCAGCAGACUGAUGGACUGACAGUCAAUUAAUUGCUUGGGUUUCUUUAUUUUACACUAAAUGAGUGCUCAAUGGUUUCAUCACAUAAUUUUGGCACUCAAAAUUGGUACUGUAGUUACCUGCUACUAACAGCACUAUUAAACCUUCCAAUGCUAAAUCAAAUAGAUCUUUACUGCAGUUAGCGACUGGAGUUCACAUUGUAUUUCAAAUAUUUAUUUUAUAUUUCUAUUUAUUACAUUAUGUGGAUAGUAUUAAUAUAUUAGUCAUUAAUUUAAUCAUUGUUAUAUACACGUUUGACCAACUUAUUAUGUUGUUUCACACCAGAAAUAGCCAAAAUAAAGAUAUCUGAUGUUAUUGUUCAUCAUGAGAGGCGUUAAACACAACAGUAUGUUCAAGAUAUUUUUAUAGCAGCUGGCUUUUCUGCUGUAAACAAAACAAAAACAAAAGAACAUCUGUCAUCGUACAUGAAAAAGGUCAUGUUUAUCUGUCCAUAGUGCUGCUCUUCUCUUACUCAUGUUGUAUUACUGUUACUCUGUGUUGUUAUUCAGAUUUAUGUAACAUAACUUUUCCACCACGGAAAUAAUUAAUAUUGUUGCCAAUUAUUUAUUUGACAUAUAUUCUGUACAUGUAGGUCCUGAAAAAAAUCUCUUAUCCUUGUAAAUAUUAAGUCAAUUUCCCCAGAAAAAUGCUUUAUCCGAAAAGGAAACAAAAAGUCACAAAUCUGUAUCCACCAAGCAAAUGCGACAGGUGCAUCUUUUGUCUGUCAUGCACCUUUGUAACGUAGCUUUGACUAACAUUUGCACUCUGAAAAAGUAACAAGAAUCAUCCUUCACUCUAUGUUGCCCUUUGUUUUGACAUUGUGAUAUAUGGUACUGACUGUGGCAAGUCUAUCAGUCACUUGUUUAAUGAUGGUUUGGAUUCUAUAUUGUGGAAGAGUACACUUUAGAUUCUCUAUGAUGUAAAUAAAAUGCAAGUGCUCCGGCAAUAUACCGUUUGUAGCAUUGUCGCACACAAGCUGCUAGUAGGCCUAAAAAACAUGCAUUCACUGAGGUAUUGGAACUCCCCACCUUUAAACUGUUAUACAUUUGUCAUCUUUCUGAGACUGCAUAGACUUCCCAUAAUGCCUUCCAUCUAGUAUGCCUAUUGUUGCAUAGCUAGUCCCAUUUCAGGGGUCACCUCCGAGGACUUAAGUCUGCUCCUCCUGUCAAAACUCACACAGACCAAAACUAAAGCUCAGAUGAAGGUCCACGUAACGUCAAUUUAGUCAUCUGCCCAUGGCCUGUUCACUGCAGGGGCAACUAUGUAAUUGUUAUGCUCUUUGGUAGGUGAGUGAAGUAAGCGGUUGCGGGACAUACAACAAUGUAAGAAGUUUUCAUGAACCCUGAUUGGUGCCAGUUGGUGGCCCAAAACCAGUGCAAUAAUGAUCGCCAGCACUGCCAGCAACCCCUGAAAGUACCUGGCACUUGCAUUUAGUAUCACCUCCUGAGUCCCUAAAUUUAGUAUCAGAAACUCGUCCCCAAAACAGGCAUGGAACAGUGGCAACAGAAACAGAACAUGAGACGAUGAAUACAGUUAGGUUACGUUACAUUACAAUAGUGGAAAAGGGUUAGAAGUGGUAAAUACCAGUGAUAAACCCGGGUAAGAUCACUUUAAUACAUGAUGGACAACUGACAAACACUGUAGCAGGUAAAAAGGCAAAUGUAUUCAUAUAACUGUCAUUGAUCUUGAACGCCCUGUGAUUAACAACAUUUUUGGUAAUUCCCAGCAGUCAUUAUUUACAUCCUGCAGUGGCUUCACAUUAGUCAACUUUAUCUGAUAUUAUUAUAAGUUGACCAGGAUCGCCUAAAUGCAUAAUUAAACAUGUGACCCAAUCAAUUGAUCAAAUUUAGGCAAAAUUUAGGCUACAAUUCUUGGCUCAUUUGGGAGAGCCUUUGAAUUAGGACAUACCUUGUUGAUCCGUUAUGAAAUUUUCAAUCUGCAGACGGAGGAGGCCCCUACAAUGGAACACAGCCUAUGCCCUGGUGACAGGCGGCCAUUUUGAAAACAGUUCUGGCCUGGUAUAUCUCACCCCUUUCAAAAGAAAGAGUGUUUGAUUCUCCAAAAACACAAUCUCUCUGUCACUAUUUUCCUCUUUCAAAAACUCCCUGUUCCCUUAUGUUUUUCUGCAGAAACUCAAAGCAAUAUCCUCUGAGUUUUAAUCAGUUGGGUGUUUUCUCUGAUCCCAUUGUUCUGUCUUGACAAAAACAGGAGGCCGGUAUAGAAGAAAACAGGAAGAAAAAGCACUGAGAGAUCCAUCAUUGGGUUGGUACGUCGGGCCGAACUUUCUCACUGGACUCGUUGAAAGUGUUUUCUUCAUGAUCUGGCCUGGAAACCUGUACCCCUCUCUUCCCACAUGGCCUUUCUCUUUCCCCCUAAGUGGAUCACAGUGGGGAAAUGUAAACUGGCUAUAUAACAAAGAAAAUAGAAUUGUGCAUAUGUGCUGAUACACAGUGCUUUUUUUCUUGUCCUUUUGUUUGUGCACGUUGAUUUGAGGUGCGCACGGAGUCGAGCGUCUCUCUUUACUGUCCGCAUCGACUCAACUCACCUUUCAUGGGGGAAAAGAAAAUGCCAAUGUGCAGUUUUACAGCUUUGUGUUUUUCUUCAUUUCAAAAUGCUGCAAAGUCUAGAAUUUUACUGGUGCACAUAUAAGAUUUGCAACUGGAUUUUUUAAAUGAUUGAUCACAUGCUGUUUGGCUUUUUUUUUUAUGAAUUCUCAUAUUAGCAUCUUCUUGUUUUUAACAUGUGUAUCAGAGCAGCUGGUCAAAGUCUCGCUUCGACACGCAAAAUUACAGCUUUUGUAAGGUACAUACUCAACAGAAAAUGGCAUAAAUAUAUUCACCAUGUAUGCGUGUAUGAUGAGAUGUUGCAACUUCUGCUAGCGACGCCUUCUUUAUAGUAAAGCUAUCUCCUUUUCUCUA
Molecule: messenger RNA, 9791 nt
Organism: Siniperca chuatsi (mandarin fish)
Lineage: Eukaryota; Metazoa; Chordata; Actinopteri; Centrarchiformes; Sinipercidae
Gene: nfasca
Product: neurofascin homolog (chicken) a
Exons: 33
Coding region: 548-4669 (1373 amino acids)
Biological process (GO): cell-cell adhesion; brain development
Molecular function (GO): cell-cell adhesion mediator activity
Source: RefSeq, a predicted model, not a curated record